This is a messenger RNA of Cariama cristata (Red-legged seriema), 1452 nucleotides long. Its product is annotated as lysine-specific demethylase 2A-like. The record is from RefSeq and is a predicted model, not a curated record. Gene Ontology annotation, biological process: regulation of transcription by RNA polymerase II; protein demethylation. The annotation marks the transcript as partial. The transcript is spliced from 10 exons. Lineage: Eukaryota; Metazoa; Chordata; Aves; Cariamiformes; Cariamidae. Gene Ontology annotation, molecular function: histone demethylase activity; transcription coregulator activity.
AUGAGGCGGCGUUAUGAGGACGAUGGCAUCUCCGAUGAUGAAAUUGAAGGGAAGAGGACAUUUGACCUUGAGGAAAAGCUGUCUACCAACAAGUUUAACUCCACCUUCGUGGUCUUCAUGGAAGGCAAAGACUUCACAGUUGAAUACAUCCAGCGAGGUGGCCUGAGAGACCCUCUCAUCUUCCGGAGCUCUGAUGGCCUGGGGAUAAAGAUGCCCGAUCCGGACUUCAGCGUGAAUGAUGUGCGGCUGUGCGUCGGGAGCCGACGGAUGGUGGAUGUCAUGGAUGUGAACACGCAGAGGGAUAUUGAGAUGUCCAUGGCACAGUGGGCACGCUACUACGAAACACCGGAGGCUGAGCGGGAGAAACUUUACAAUGUCAUCAGCCUGGAGUUCAGCCACACCAAACUGGAGAACCUGGUGCAGAGACCAGCUACGGUGGAUUUGAUUGACUGGGUUGAUAACAUGUGGCCCAGACACCUGAAGGAGAGUCAGACAGAGUCUACGAAUGCGAUCCUGGAGAUGCAGUAUCCAAAGGUGCAGAAAUACUGUCUGAUGAGCGUCAAGGGCUGCUACACAGAUUUCCACGUGGACUUCGGUGGUACUUCUGUGUGGUACCACAUCCACCGAGGGGGAAAGAUAUUCUGGUUGAUCCCUCCUACACCCCAGAACCUGGAGCUCUAUGAAAACUGGCUUCUCUCAGGGAAGCAAGGAGACAUUUUUCUUGGGGACAGAGUGUCAGAGUGCCAGCGCAUCGAGCUCAAGCAGGGCUACACAUUUGUCAUCCCCUCAGGUUGGAUCCAUGCUGUGUAUACUCCCAUGGACACGCUGGUUUUUGGAGGCAACUUCUUACACAGCUUCAAUAUCCCUAUGCAGCUCCGGAUCUACAGCAUCGAAGACCGCACGCGGGUCCCAAAUAAGUUUCGUUAUCCCUUCUACUACGAGAUGUGUUGGUACGUGCUGGAGCGCUAUGUCUACUGCAUCACCAGCCGCUCACAUCUGACCAAGGACUUCCAGAAGGAAUCGCUCAGUAUGGAUAUGGAGCUGAGCUCCUCGGACUCAGUAAACAUGGAAGAAGAGGAGGAGGAAGAGGAGGAGGAUGCAACAGGGAAGGAACCCAGGCGACCGGUCACGAGGCGGUCCGUUCUCACCAGCCCCAUAGCCAACGGUGCCAAUGUGGACUAUGAUGAACUGGGUAAGAGCUGCCGGAGCAGCUUGCCGGCACUGAAGAAGACCCCAUCAAUAGACUCUUCCGACUCUAGCCGGGGCUCCCAAAACGGCCAGGCCUGGGACCCGAAUGGUGGCAGCCCACGCAAGACCAGGAAGGUGCACCUGACGCAGUUUGAGCUGGAGGGGCUGCGCUGCCUCGUGGACAAACUGGAGUCGCUCCCUCUGCACAAGAAGUGCGUUCCCACCGGCAUUGAGGAUGAGGACGCCCUCAUCGCUGACGUCAAG